AUGAUCUACCUUAAAUCGAUGCUAAAAGUCAUCGACAACUCCGGAGCCCAAAUGGCUGAGUGUAUUAAAGUGCUGAAGAAAGGAUCGCCUAAAUCUCCAGCAAGAAUUGGUGACAGAAUAGUAUGCGUUGUGCAGAAAGCCAAGCCUUUAGCUCAGAAUAUCACUGGUACUUCCAACACCAAUCGGGUCAAGAAAGGUGACAUUGUCCACGGUAUUGUUGUGCGUGCUAAGCAAAGAAAUAUGUACAGAGAGGAUGGAUCCACCGUAAGUUUUGGUGAUAAUGCUUGCGUUUUGAUUAACAAGAAUACGGGAGAGCCUCUAGGGACAAGAAUUAUGGCCAAUGAUGGUUGUGUGGGCAGAGAGCUGAGGGAAAAGGGAUACAACAAGAUCUGCUCGCUAGCCAGUAGAGUCGUAUGA
Molecule: messenger RNA, 417 nt
Organism: Torulaspora delbrueckii
Lineage: Eukaryota; Fungi; Ascomycota; Saccharomycetes; Saccharomycetales; Saccharomycetaceae
Gene: MRPL38
Product: mitochondrial 54S ribosomal protein uL14m
Exons: 1
Coding region: 1-417 (138 amino acids)
Biological process (GO): translation
Cellular component (GO): mitochondrial large ribosomal subunit; ribosome
Molecular function (GO): structural constituent of ribosome; large ribosomal subunit rRNA binding
Source: RefSeq, a predicted model, not a curated record